AUGGCGGACUACAUGUACGUAAUAUUACACAAUAUUAGGGAUUGGCAAUCGCAAAAGCUUUGGGGACUUCUUGGUACAUUGAAAGUGUCUGGCUUCUUGAGAGGGCGUCUGUUAUCUGUAAACGGUUUGAUUCAUAUAUUAGGGUACGGAGAAUUCCAAAUGAAGCAGAUCGAUUCUCCUCCUGACCCCUGCCCUUUGAACCACCCUCUAAAGAAGAAGACAAGUGGAGAAAAUAAUAUGAAUACAGAUGAUGACAAUGAAAUGGCCAUGGAAGAGGACAUCAAAGUGUUAGAAGUUGUUGACACAGCCAAACAAGAAUCCUUGCAGGCUGAGGCAGAGAUGGACCCAAUGGAAGGAGAGCAAACAUGGCCGACAGAGGAGGAGAUGGCAGAUGCAGAAGCUGCCCUUCGAGAGAAGACAAAGAAAAUUCUGAGGAAAGUACCAAAGGGAACGUCAGAAUAUCAGGCUGCGUGGAUUCUGGACAAUGAAGAGGAGGAAGAAGAAGAAUCGGGAGAUGAAGGCAGCGAUGAGGAUGAUGCUACAAUGGAAGAUGACGACGAUGAACUCCAAGCAAGAGAAGUCAGCGAUGAAGAGGAUGCUGAUGGAAUGGCCAGUGUUGCUGAUACAAAUGAUUUUGAAACAAUUAGUAUAACAGGAGGGCAUAAAGAUAAUUAUGACCGAGUGCAUUUUGAUGAAGAAGAAGAUCUGGAAAUGCUACAAAAGUAUCGUGAAGAACGCAUGAAUGCCAUGUUUCCCGAUGAAGUUGACACUCCGAGAGAUAUUACAGCGAGAAAUCGAUUUGCACGGUACAGAGGUUUGAAAAGUUUUCGUUCGUCACCUUGGGAUCCUAAAGAGAACCUGCCUCUAGACUAUGCAAGAAUUUUUCAAUUUCAAAAUUUUAAUCGUACAAAGAAAAAAGUUCAGCAGGAAGAAAUAGACUCUGAAGUCCAACCUGGAAUGUAUGUAACUGUACACAUAGCAAAUGUACCAAAAUCAUUUAUAGAUAACCAUGAUGAAAAGAAGCCACUUGUAUUAUUUGGCCUUCUGCAACAUGAACAAAAGAUGUCUGUUUUGCAUUUUGCCCUCAAGAGGCACCAAGGCUACGUAGAACCUAUCAAGUCCAAAGACCGUCUGAUAUUUCAGACAGGCUACAGACGCUUCACAGCAUGUCCGAUUUUCUCGCAGCACACUGUCGGUGACAAACAGAAGUAUGAACGCUUCUUCCCGAUUGAUGGCGUUUCUGUUGCUAGCGUAUAUGCACCAAUUAUUUUCCCACCAGCCAACAUUCUUGUCUUCAAGGAACUACCAGGAGGAUCACAUACCCUGGUUGCUACAGGAACAUUAUUAGGAGCCAAUCCUAACAGGGUUGUUGUGAAGAAAGUUGUCCUCAGCGGCCAUCCGUUCAAGAUCAUGAAAAGACAAGCAGUGGUCCGCUACAUGUUCUUUAAUAGAGAGGAUAUUAUGUGGUUUAAGCCGAUUGAACUUAAGACAAAGUGGGGUCGACGAGGUCAUAUUAAGGAACCUUUAGGAACACAUGGCCAUAUGAAAUGCAUUUUUGACGGUCAGUUGAAGUCACAGGAUACAGUCCUAAUGACACUUUACAAACGCAUAUACCCCAAAUGGACGUAUGACAUUGAGGGCAGUGCUAAUGUCAAGGUCACUCCUGAAACUGUAGUGAGUUGCACGUAUGUUGAAGAUAUGGAGUGAUGCAGGUGACAGCGUAUGGUGUAUUCCUUAAGGUUGACAUUGUCUUUGCAAAUCAUAUUUGUAGGGGAUGUUGGAUUGCAUGCGAUUGAUUUUCUUCACUGGAUUCUAUGUGUCUAUGAGAACCCACAUAGAUGGUAACCAUAUAUGGUUAUUUUAUUCAUAAAUGAAUUGGUUCAUAUAUGUAUUUUCAUAUAUGUUAUGCAUACAUGGAUGAUAAUUUCAUUUGAAUGAUUUAUUUAUAAAAUUAAUGAUUAUAUUCAUUAUGAUGUUUUUGUGUCUAUUGGUUUUCCACCAAUCGGCAGGAAGUCUUAGUGAUCAUCUCACUUGUAAGUUGUGAGAGUAAAUCUGAUUGGAGGAAUGAUGAGAUGAUCCAAAAUAUAAUGCCAUGCCCUGACCUAGAAGGAACUGAAAAGUCAGUCUGUUACACUCAGUAUGGUACUUGUACAGGUUUAUUCAUGUAAAUUUCCAACACAGAGAGCAUGGAUGGGUUAUGAGUUAACAGUAGCCAAAAAAACUUAAAACAUGCAGUAGACAUGCUCACUCUGGGAGCCGGUUAUUUUAUUCAAAUUCAAAAGAAUUUUGUUCAUGUGAAAAAUAGUAUGUUUAAAAUUAAUAAAGAUUGAAACAGAACUAAUUCUGUUUUAUUGAA
Molecule: messenger RNA, 2356 nt
Organism: Anneissia japonica
Lineage: Eukaryota; Metazoa; Echinodermata; Crinoidea; Comatulida; Comatulidae
Product: pre-rRNA-processing protein TSR1 homolog
Exons: 15
Coding region: 1-1707 (568 amino acids)
Biological process (GO): endonucleolytic cleavage of tricistronic rRNA transcript (SSU-rRNA, 5.8S rRNA, LSU-rRNA); ribosome biogenesis; maturation of SSU-rRNA from tricistronic rRNA transcript (SSU-rRNA, 5.8S rRNA, LSU-rRNA)
Cellular component (GO): preribosome, small subunit precursor; nucleus
Molecular function (GO): GTP binding; U3 snoRNA binding; GTPase activity
Source: RefSeq, a predicted model, not a curated record